GGUGUAAUAAUUGACCAUUCAACUGGUACGGUUACCAAGGAUGGGGUUCCAUAUGAUUAUCUUCAUAAAAAUUUAGAAUUACAACCACCACCACCGAAUUUAAAUAAUUUAACUAAAGGGAUAUUCAUUUUACCAGAUGAAAUCAUUGAUAAGAUUCUUAGUUAUGUCAAUCAAAUAGAUAUUAUUCAUUUUGCCUUAAUUCAUAGAUCAUUUCGUGAAAUAUGUAAAAAGAAAUUGAUGGAAAACAUUUAUGUGUAUUUGCACACUAAGGACCGGCCUUUAUUUCCCAAGAAUUUUUAUAUACCAGCGUUUACUAAUUAUACAUUAAUUGGUGAGUUUUCGUUUGAGGAGUUGUUUCAUGGAGAUGAUACAAAUCCUAAAUAUGUUGAAAAUAUUUUUUUCCAACGUACUAAUGAUGAAACAUCUUUAAUGGUGAAAAAUAAACAAAUACAAAAAUUGCGUGGUUCAGUUAAUUUUGGAAUAAUAUAUUUAAAUGAAGAUGCUUCAUGGUUAUCAGAUUACCAACUUAAAACUAAACCAACAAAACCAAUUUUAUCUGAUGAUAUAAAUCUUGAAUUAAAGAAUCAUCCACUAAACAGAAUCAAACAGUUGACCUUGUAUUGUUCUGAUUCUGCCAAGAUCCAAACAAGGUUUACUUUCAUUAAACAGAUGCCCAAUUUAGAAAAACUCAUGUUAAUUGAUCUACCAUAUUUUCAGUUGCCAGAACCAGUGGAUAUUUUGGAUUUACAUAUUCACAAUAGUUAA
Messenger RNA from Candida dubliniensis CD36, 765 nucleotides. RefSeq names its product F-box protein. The annotation marks the transcript as partial. Lineage: Eukaryota; Fungi; Ascomycota; Pichiomycetes; Serinales; Debaryomycetaceae. The transcript has a single exon. The record is from RefSeq and is a predicted model, not a curated record. Gene Ontology annotation, molecular function: protein binding.